AUAUAUAUAUAUAUAUAUAUAUAACUAAAAUAUAUAUAUAUAUAUAUAUGUAAAUUUUUUUCUUUUUUCUAGGUCAACACCUCUUGAAAAAUGAGACAGAAGAGUCUGUUAUUCAGUUUAAUGGUGCUAUGCAUGAUUGUAUGUUUAAAGAGGGCCAACAGUAAGAAUAUUUUAAACAUAGCAUGGCCUGGUUACAGUCACGUAAAUCCAAUGAUUUCUAUUGCGAAAGAAUUAUCAAAGUAUGGUCAUAAUAACUAUUUUAUACUAAACAAAAAACUCACUAAAACUUUCAAAACGAACAGAACAUAAAUAUACUUCCAAUGGAUGAGAUCCCAGAAAUUGAAGAAAUUCGCACUAGUUCAGAGAAACAAGUAUCAGGAAAAUUAUACAUGAUGAAAAACGCCUUAACUUUAUUCCUUGUAGUGUGCGAGAGAUUUUUAACGAAUGAAAAAUGGAUUGAAAUGUUGAGAGCAGUGAAUGCUAGUUUAGCUGUUAUUAAUGGACCAUUUCCGACAAAUUGUCUUACAACAAUUGCCUAUCAAUUACCAAUUCCGUUUGUUCUGACAGGAUGUGAGAUAUUUCCUAGUCUUCAUCCUAUUCCAUGAAACCCCAGUGUUUUUCCAAACAGCUUACUCUCAUCCUCCGAUAAGAUGACAUAUCCGGAAAAGUUAAUAAGUACUUUGGUUGCUAUUGUAGACUACAGUAUUCCUCCUAUUGGAGCGCCUAUACACAGCGUCAAAACAUAUGCGAAGGACAAACCUGAUAUUUCAUUCAUAGAUUUGCUAUAUCAGGCAAAAUUUUAUCUUAUUGAAAAAGAUGUACUUCUAGAUUAUCCACUACCACAACUUCCAAAUGUAAGAUACGUUGGUGGUCUGGCUACAAAACGCUCAUUGCCUUUGAAGGGAGAAUUAGUGAAAUUCGUAAAUGCAUCUAAGAAUGGAAUAGUUGUGGUGUCAUUUGGCAGUAAUAUCAAUGAUUUCCCUGCUGUUCAAUUAAAGAAACUACAAAGUGCAUUGAAACAAAUAAAAUAUGAUGUUGUGUGGAGACAGAAGAAAACAUCAUUUUCUCAUAAGAAUAUUUAUAUCAGUGAUUGGGUACCACAAAAUGAUCUACUUGGCCAUCCUAAAACAAAAUUAUUUGUUACUCAUUGUGGAAAUAGCGGUCAGUUUGAAGCUUUGUUCCAUGGUGUACCAAUGCUGGGAAUGCCUUUAUUUGGAGACCAACAUUAUAACUCUCGCAGAAUGACCGAGAAAGGAUACGGAUUGUCUCUAGAUAUAGAGAACUUCACUCCGGAGGAAUUAAUAGAGAAAAUGAAUGAACUAAUUGAAAACAAAACAUAUUCUGAGAAAAUUAAAAGAGCUAGUGAAAUAUUUCAUUCUCGGCCCGAAUAUCCAGCGAAGAAAUCAGCCCGCCAUAUUGAUCACAUCUUGAAAUAUGGUGGAGAAUAUCUAAAAUCUCCAUGUCAAGAGAGUCUAUUGUAUGAAUUUUUAAUGAUCGAUGUAUUAUUUUUUAUAUAUUUAAUACUAGCAGAGAUACCCGGCGUUGCCCGGUUACAUUCAAUUGAAGAAUUAGACCUUUCCGUUAUAUUUUCUGUAAUGAAGUGGAAUAUCUAUGAUUCUAAUUUCAUCAAAAUUGUAAUCGUGCCACAUGUAUCCUAUACUACUUAUUUUUAUGUGCUUAUUCCAAAAUCCCAGUCUUAUUGAACCCGUUAAAAAGAUUUUGCUCCUGAAAAAUGAAGGUCAUGGAGCUCUAAAAUGUGAGAGUUAAGGUCCCUGUUGGGGGUGGGCAUCUUAAUGUCAACCAGAGAAGUUGA
This is a messenger RNA of Octopus sinensis (East Asian common octopus), 1813 nucleotides long. RefSeq names its product UDP-glucuronosyltransferase 1A1-like. NCBI's taxonomy places the organism in Eukaryota, Metazoa, Mollusca, Cephalopoda, Octopoda, Octopodidae. The coding region runs from base 651 to 1703 and encodes 350 amino acids. The record is from RefSeq and is a predicted model, not a curated record. The transcript has a single exon. Gene Ontology annotation, molecular function: UDP-glycosyltransferase activity.